AUGAAACUAAAAUUCUUUCAAUUUUUGGGGGAGUUUUUGAGGUCAUAUGGUGGUUACCUUCUUUAUCAUGCUUCGAAUAUUGGGCAACUGAUCUGCUCUGCUUUAGCUUUCCAACGGACCCUGAAUUCCCCUUCCUUCGGAGGUGGAUACGAUCGUCACAUCACAAUUUUCUCACCCGAAGCUCGUCUUUUUCAAGUUGAAUAUGCAUUUAAGGCUGUCAAGGCUGCUGGAAUUACUUCUAUUGGCGUUCGCGGUAAAGAUUCAGUUUGUGUUGUGACCCAAAACAAGGUUCCGGACAAACUUCUGUAUCAAUCAAGUGUCUCACAUCUUGUCCCUAUCACAAAGUACCUAGGGUUGUUAGCAACAGGCGUGACAGCUGAUGCCAGAACAUUGGUUCAGCAAGCAAGGAAUGAAGCAGCCGAGAUUCGUUUUAGAUAUGGAUAUGAGAUGCCGGUGGAUGUAUCAGCUAAAUGUGCAAUGGGUGCUGAAGCUUGUUAUUCCUGUGGAUUGCUGUGUGCUUACACAUUAGUUGCCAUUGGAUACCAUGAGCUUACCUUCGCUGGUCUCUCAAAGAUGUCAAAAUAGAGUGCAUUUUUUCAUCACACAAUGUCAGACGGUUUCCCCCCCAAUGUGUUUAGGCUAGGAGUGGUGGAUUAAAAGAGCUGGAAUCAAUCAAUUUCUUGGAAAAGAAAAAGAACCGUCCGGAGUUGACCUAUGAAGAAACAGUACAGGUGGAUGUGCUUUCUUUGAAACUUCACAUGAUACUAAUGCAUAGAAAAACCCAACACUAUAAUGAGAUAGUAUUGUUCCUUGCUGGGAAAUGCAAGCAAUAAAGGGGUAGGAUUGGGUGACAGCAAAUUAGAUGUAUCAAUCAUUGACUUGUCUCUCUCUCUCUCUCUAGACUCUUCUCCUUCAAAUUUCCCAACCACUUUCAUCUGCAGACACAGAGGCAGUGGCUGUGGGUGUAGGAGAAAUAAAUCCCAAGACAGUGCUUUCCCCUUCUCAAAUGGUUUUCAUGUCAGACCAAGAAUCUGGGGAAGAAGGAGAGUGG
Cucurbita maxima (winter squash) is the source of this 1051-nucleotide messenger RNA. Its product is annotated as proteasome subunit alpha type-6-like. Gene Ontology annotation, cellular component: proteasome core complex; cytosol; nucleus. NCBI's taxonomy places the organism in Eukaryota, Viridiplantae, Streptophyta, Magnoliopsida, Cucurbitales, Cucurbitaceae. Gene Ontology annotation, biological process: ubiquitin-dependent protein catabolic process. The record is from RefSeq and is a predicted model, not a curated record. The transcript has 7 exons. The coding region runs from base 1 to 585 and encodes 194 amino acids.